CAUCCUGUCACGACUCGGUGGGACGCACGUACAAAAAGCGCCUGUCUCUCCAUGAGCGAAAUCAGUUACGCUGAAGACACAGACAGACAAUGAACGUCGUCUCCGCUUCUCAGUUCUUCGUGCCUCUUCAUCUCUGUUUGAUCAUUGUUUCAACUUGAUGUUAAAGGUUUGAUUCUUGAUUUAUCUGGAAUAAAAAAGACUAUCUCUAGGACAAGAACUAGGAUUUGCACAGUAUACCAUUUUCCUACAAGCUGGAUAUCAUUUGGAUAUUAGUGGCGUCUGUAAAAAAAAUAAUAAAGGCAGGAUGUUGUGAGGAACUUUCUUGGAAAUCCGUAUUGACACUUAUGUCUGUUGUUUUUCUUAGAUGUCUUGUUGGAGAGGGCAAAAUGACAUAAUUUGUUUUAACUGAGAUCAAACAUUUAAUUUCCACUGAUUUUAUCCUCAAAAUCAAGAGAGACGGGAGAAUCGAUAAAGAUGUGAUAAUCUGGACUGGAAACUUAAAAAUAACACGACAAACAUUACGAUUUCCCACUGAGUUUGAUGAAAACAGUCUGAGAUUAAAUGCCUCCCCUAUGCUGAGAUUAAAAAUCGGCAUUUAAUGAAGUUGUUGUUCACUGAAUUUGAUAUCGAGAGUAAGGGACUUGAACGUAUCUCCACCGCAACUAUAUAAGAUGCACCCUGCGGUGGUAGAAAAGGAUUUCUGACAGACAAUUGCACCAGAUUCUCUCACCUAUUCUGUUUCAAGGGGCAGCAUCUACGUAGACAAUUCCCGUCUCUUCUUUCAUUUACCCCUUCCCCUCGAGCAGCACGGCUGAAGGUUUGUGGUGAGUUAUUGAGGGCAAGAUACCGCGCUGCCACGCUGGAGAUCCAACCUAAUGGUUAUUGAUCAUCACAAGCACGAACACUAAACGAAAAUCGAUACGUUUGAUAUGGGACCCUCUAUCGAUGUAACGUAUCUGAAUAUUCGACGAGCAGACCGUUAUGUCAAUCGCCUAAGCUUUACAGAAGAGGAAAAUCACCAGAUAUAAUUUCAAAAAGGAAAGAAUUGUAAACUAGGAUCUCCAUUUCGCGGAGUCUUCUAAUUUUGGCGGGCACCUCGGAGCACUUUCUAGACCGUGUCGAUUUAACGUCAUAAAAUCGUCUGUUUAAAAUUACCCAGACUCUGCAAGUUCGUACAAUUUAUUUAUUGGAACCAAGGUAUUCAUGAUGUGACAAAAUUGCUUUUUAUCGGAUGUGUCCGAGAAAGGAAAACUCAUUUCGUCUCAUGUCUCCGUAUUUGUUCUGAAAUAGAAUACAUUUAUUUGAUUGCGCUCCCGCUCGUAAAAAUAGCUGAGGAAAUGAUCAGCAACUGUUCGUCAACUCGGGGAGUUUAUUGACUUGUGCCUGGGCAGCUUUCUCAAGAAGAUUGAUCGGACUUUAAUCACAGACUUUUUGUAUGAUUAUACACUUGUGACGCUCUUCAUUGACAUUUCAUUUAUAAAACUUCGUUAAUUUGAUAUUUUGGGCGCAAAAGUGUACAUAGUUAAUCCCCCCCUUCGCCGUCGAUCUCGAAAACUUUAACGAUUUAUACGUCAGUAUGGUAGUAAGCUAAUCCUAUUGAUACGCUGGAUAACUCAACCUUUUUCCUGUAAAAAUCUAGUCUUCAAGUUGAUGGGUGGCUGAGGGAGAAUCCGAUGUAUGGAUGUCACUUCUUUGUGACCGCAUUUGAGGAGAGAAGCGAGUAAGUGCAUGCACCAGAGCGAAUUUCUAUUUCUUCAUCAAAUAUUCGAAGCGUGGCUGCGAAUUCAAUUUCUUACCCAGAUAUGUGUGGAGGUAGUUUUUCGGUUCAGAUGAUCGAGUGCAUUUGGCCCCGUAAAUAAUACGGCGGUGUUUGUAGUGAAACUAGUGGAUGCGGUCAUUGAUACGAAGUGACAGCGACUGCCCCAAGUGCAGAUAGAGGAUCUCGAGAUUCGGCAGAAAAUGCCAUUAAAUGAGAAAUACGUCAUUCUAGCCUACAAGUGAGAAUCGACCGUGCUCCGUUAAAUUAAAUUGACCGAUCCUCUGGGAGUACUAUUCGAUUAUUGCUUGAAUAGAAUACCCCGCGUGUGUACACAUUUUGAAAAACGAGAAAAUAGAGAUUCGAUUAUGGAAGAAAAACUAUUGGUACAUGUGGAUUGAAACGCACUUCAACAGCUUAUACUCGACACCUUGGGGAAAAAGACCAAUGCAACAUAAUCAGAAACGUUUGGAAUGUUUCGUCUUCAUUGGGACAUUUUGAUGACACGCAAUAUCUCAAAUCUACGUUAGAUAUGGACACACUGAUUCGACAGUAGCUAAGAGUAAUAAGAGUUUAAAGAAGUGGUUACGCAAUACACUCUUAAAUAACCAAGCGUGGUGAUGCACUUGGAGUAACGACAACUCCCCGUUCUAUCUUUAGCUUCAAUCAUCGAGGACAAAAGAGUAUGUUAAUUGUGUUGAUAUAAGGCAGUCAUAAUUGUUCGCGUCUCCGCCAUACACUGACAGCGAUGCGGAAACGAGUUAAGAGAACACACUAAACCCUUUCUUGUCUCCCAUCAUCAGUGUUUGUUUGAGGAGGAACAUAUAAAUCUCGUGCGGGUUUGUGCUCUCGAGAGGAGAGUGGGUAACCGGUGCAUUGCUAAGAUAUUUAUGAGUUAUACCCCUCCCAUCGAGAAGGAAUUAGCUUUUUUACUUUAGCAGAUGGAUUAGUGAGAGAGAAGACGGUACUCUCAUGAGCUGUCUUGUGAGAUAAACAUCUGCUACUGGACAUUGAUUUGUUUCAUGUAAGCGUGAAGAGGACGUCGUCUCUACUGGGUUAGGGAUGGCUAGCAACAUGGAUGGGUACGUUGAGGUAUCCGGGGUAGUUGCGGAGAAUACCACCGGGGACAGUAUAAGUGAUCUUGACCUGUAUCCUCCAAUGAUGACCAACAUUACUCACGGAUCACCAAACAUCACGUUGAUCGCGUUCAAAGUGAUUGGACUGACAAUAAUCAUUCUCAUCGGUGUAGUAGGUAACCUCUUAGUCUGUAUAUCUGUAUGUAAGUUCCGCAACCUUCGAAUUGUUGCCAACUACUUCAUUGUUUCAUUGGCCGUAGCGGACCUUGCGGUGAGUGGGGUAGUCAUGCCCUUCGCGUUGUACCAGGAGGUUAACGGGUGGCGGUGGUGGUUAGGGGCAUGGCUUUGUGAUGUGUGGGUUUCCGUGGACGUCCUGACAGCGACGGCGUCGAUAUGGAACUUAUGCGGUAUUUCGGUGGACAGAUUUCUAGCGAUCACCAGACCCAUACAGUAUGCUAGAAGAAGAACACCGUGCAUGGCUAUGACAGUCAUCAUAUCCAUGUGGACAGUAGCUUUCUUGAUUUCCAUUCCUGCUCUCAUUUAUGUUGGAGGCUACGACACCGAAGGUACAGCUGAAGAAUGUGCGUUAAACGUCAGUCCCAUAUUCCAAGUCAUCAGCUCAGCAUUAUCAUUCUACAUCCCUUGUUUUAUUUUGCUCAUUGUUUAUUACAAGAUCUUUCGUUCCGUCAUGGCUUUGAGUGCUAAGAAGCCAGGCUUAAGAGAAAAGAUCCAAAGAGAUGCCCCGUCCAAGGUGGUAACAAUGCAAACAAACUUAAACACGGAGAGCAAGGACGACCUUGCUGUCAAACCUCAGAACGCCUUAACGGUGGAGAAUAACGGUCGGAAGAUGAGUAAACGUCCAAGCGACGACGCAAGCAGCGUUGCAGGAGCGCAUCCGCCGACGAUACCGUGUAAGCAGCAAUAUCGAGAGAAAUCGUCAACGAAAAAGAUCUCUGUUGCUCGAGAGCGUCGGGCGACGUCGGUUCUCGCAAUCGUCGUUACGAUCUUUAUUUGUUGUUGGCUUCCCUUUUUCAUCACGAACGUCGUGAUGGGUCUGUGCAAAGACUGCAAUAUCACUUUCACAAUCUUUAACAGCGUCACAUGGAUGGGGUGGUGUAACUCUGCUGCUAACCCUAUCAUCUAUACUAUCUUUAAUCGGGAAUUCCGCAAUGCUUUCCAUCGUCUCUUAACGUGCAAUACACGUCAGCAUUAUGGGAUGAGGUGAUUUUAUUCAUGAAUUUCGUAAUCGUCAUGAUUUAAAAUAUUCCUUGCCAGAAAUUUGCCACACAUUUCUGAUAUCUCAUUCUAGUGUUUAUAAAAUCGAAAUGUAUAUAUAUAUAUAAUGGUUUUACAAUUCUCUCUCAUUCGGAGCCCGUUUCUACUUGUAAUCUUUGUUCAUACACUAUUCAAACUUGCCGACAACUGAUCGGAGAGGCGUUACUCUUUGCUUUCAUAUUUCUACGAUGAGUGUCCGGAGCAGGUGUUUGGAGGGAAACACUCACUGGAUAUGUGCCGAGGAAGAUUGCUAGCCGAUGUUUUCACGCGUAAGCGAAAUGUUCGUAGUGGUUCGCAGAUGGGGAAAAUCCAUUGUAUGUUUUUUCAUGAGCAGGCGAAAGGUGUUACAGUGCGAGAUGAAUUCGAAGUGUUAAACCAUAUCAGGCAUGAAAACAAUAACCUAGUGUGAGGAUCAUGCUUCCUAUUAUAUCGCAGAGACUAAAGUGAUAAACUAUAUUUCAGUUCGAUUGUCCGUUAGGACUAUUACAUCAUCACUCCACAAACUAUCCCAGAUGACUCUAGUAACGUGCAACGUUUUGAAAGUUACUUCCUUCCGAAAUACAAACCCCAAAUCGGUCAGAUAAUGGAGCAGUUAAGCUUCAAGAAAACUAGAGAUGAAAGAAACGUAGUCACCGAUGGUUACCACCUCACAAUGUAUAUAAUCUCUACUCAAUAAUGAAGGAAACAGAGUAGUAACGUUGCAUUACAACGAAACAAUCGAAACUGAUUUUUGAUCACUUCUGCUAUUAAAACAUGGUUAUAAAAGAAGGAGAGAGAAUAAAGGAAUGGAAAACAUGUGUGCGGACAAAAACGACGAAAUGAUGUUGCGAAGAUUAAGUGAUGAUGGAUGAUAAAGGGAAUGAUGAAGAUUCUUUGACAACUGGACAUGCAUAUCUGAACAUGAUUGUGCAUUUUAUUCUAUGAAUACCUCUUGUUUGAGCCAUGGAGUAUAUAGCUACUUAAUGAUGUAUUUUAAUUACGUAAUUCAAUUAGCAUGAUUAUGUCUCAGAAAGCUGGGCUUCCCAUGUGGGGUCAAAAAGCCCUUGAAUGCAUUACGUGUUGCGAGUAAUGAUGGCGUAAUGAAAUGAUAUGUUUUGACAUUUUUAUGGCGCUCAAGAUUUAGAUACUGUGCACGAUUUAAAAAAAAUACCCCAUAAAAGCGUGAGCGAUAAGCAAGUGAGAGAAAUGAUGUCUGAUAGUUAUUUUCAUGGAUUUGGUUGACAAUUUGAUAUUUAGAUAGUCAUCUAAAAAGAGGUUACCAUAAAAAUCAAACCAUAGAACUAUUGAUCAGAUUUUAAACGGAAUAUGAUGCAAUUAAUGAUGUUGAAAAUUACCAUACAAACUAGUAACAAAACACCCAUGGUCGUCCAAAUUGUCUUGUGUCUCCAGUCCCCACCUGCCAUUCAUAUACCAGUGAUAUUAAAAUAUCUGAAGUACUAAAUUUUGAUUCAAACUUCAAAUAUACAAUAUAAGCACACUCAGUUGUAAUGUUUUGGCUGUUAUUGUCUCCAUCCUAGAGAAGAAAAUAUAUGUUUGUGUCUAAUCUACAUUAUGCUAUGUUUAUUCAAUAAUAAUAAUGAAGCAAAGGGAAAUGAGAGCCUGUCAUCUUCACACAUUCAAUGAUUUUAUUGUCAUUUGAAGAUUUGUUUAGUUAAGGUCAUGGAUAUAUAUUCACUAAGCACAGUGUUUUUUCUCAUAAUUUUGUCAUGCAUUUGUAUUCUAAAGACAAGUGUAGCGAUUGUAUGCACACAUUCACGACAAGGGAGAAAUUUUAGAUUCAGGUACAUCAUUGGAACAUUUGUCAUACAUUCUUCCCACGUAAUCAAUACGGAUGUGUUUCAUUUUGAGAAUGCUUUGCCCACCACAUUCAUCAAACAUCGCAACAAAUUGAUGUUUUGGAGGGCUUGAAGAAUGUGUAGUGCUCUCACGAUCUAUCAAACUUUGCUAUGGUGUGUCUGAAUAUCCUGUAUAGCGCUUAUUCUUGAUACAGAACUUAUAUCACCCUUUUAAUAUUCCACACAGAGCAUUGAUGUGCGAUGUAUUCACGAUAUAACCAAUCAAUACAUAUCCGUUCCACCUGUUUUUAUGAUUUUAUUUUAUGAAAGUAUCAAACUCUUCUUGAAAUUAGGCUGCAGCCUUGGACGCAACGUACAGCUGAAAUUUACGUUAUUACGUCGUAAUAUACAACGCCAGCGUGUGAUAUCAAUGUCCUAUAACAUAUUUACUGUCUGAAGUCUAUUUCAAAUGAUUAAAAAUUAAAAGUUAGAUGUGGUCGUAUUAAGGGUGUUUAUAACGGUUUACAUGAAUUGUGGAAACAAACGACUGGUGAUGUUGAUUUCAUCUUAUCCUUUCUAUUUUCGGAAUAUUCAAAAUGUUAGGCCCCUAAAGUCGUAUCUACCGUUCAAAUCAUGAAGAUGUUUGUUUUUGCAUAAAAUGGAAAAUACUUGAAUUCUUAAAGAAUUUUAAAUUUUUGAUAACCACUAUGGCAUACUGCAUCUGGUUUCGAUAAAGAUAAUAAUACAUGAUAAGAAUAGAAAUAAAUGUCCAAUGAAAUCUUACCUUCAAACAAAUUUUAUCUGCAUAUUCAUUUCUAUUUGUUUCGUGAAACGUUUUGGGUGAAAAUGUUUCCCUUCCCCAUGAUGGAAAUAUCUUCCAAUUUUCUAUUUCAUUGAUAUGAUGGCAACAAAACUUCAGUCUCGAAUUGUCUUCCUUCUUUUCCUUUCCCUUUAAUAUUUUUCCAGGUUAUUAAAUCCUGUGCAUUUCUAAUUUUAACUGCAAUGAAAAUACCUAACUGCAUAGUCAUGAUAACAAUUUAUUCCUAAGCUAGAUAUUUGGGGCUUAAAUCGUGUUUGACAGAUCCCAUUGUUUUGAUUUAUGAGUACCCAAAUUGGAAAGCGAGUGGGACAAAUUGAUUAAUACUACACUCUGCCAACCAAACAAAUGAAGGUGAAGACUACAGCUUUCUAAAAAAAACACAUUUAGCUCCGAUUUUCUAACAUUGAAUAUGACAAAAUUUGAUACCAAAAAAUCCAAAAUUUCACAAAGGUAAACAAAGGUUAUACUUUGUAAAUUACUAUUUAAUUUAUAAUUUAUAUAUUUUUUAAAAGCAUAGCCGAAUAGCCAAGAAUAUCAUACAUGUAAGUAUUUUUUAUCCGUUGUUUUAUUACUGAUUUUUUUUUUUAGUAUUCAUGUCCUUCACUUGUCAUCUUUUUUUUCAGAAAUGAAUCUUUACCACCGAUCUGAUUUGUAACAAUAAUGUACUGUAAUUGAGUCAAUCUUGAUACAUGUGAAUUAUAGCUUUAGUUAAAAUUUUAAUCAUUUAGACAUGAUUAUUCAAUUAUAAUCAUAAAUCAUUAUAAUUAAGGAAGGAUUUAGAUAUAAGGCGUAAAAAUUAGACGACAUUUAAAACAAUGUGCAUAAAAAGAGGAAAAGAGAGAGAGAGAGAAGGGGGGGGGAGGAGAAAUUACAUUACAGAAAAGGAAUGACGAAUGAAAAAGAUAAAGAAAUAAGAAAGAGAUACAGUCAGUGCAUGGGGUGAGGAGUGAAAAAAGAUGGACAGAGAAAGGUAACGAGAGCAUGAGAUAUAUAGGGGGAAAGACAGAGAGGGAGGGAGAUACGACAUAACAUUAGAGAGGAGAGGGGGAGGGGAGAUAUGAGGUGUGGAAUGUUGAUGAAGGUAUUGGGAAGGCGAGAGAAGGCUGAGAAGAAGAGAAAGAAGAAACGAAUAACAAGAAGAGGAGGAAGGAGAAAGUUUUUUUUUUUUUAAGAAUUAAAGGCGGAGAGGACGUGAAGUUACAGGGAGUGAGAGAGGGGAGGAGAGAGGGAGGCGAUGAGUUCGUUGCAAAAUUAAUAGAUUGGUAAGAGUGUAAAGACAAAACAAAGUGAGACAGGUGGGGAGAGACGGGAAAAGAUGACAAUGUCCUCACAUUCACACCAACGAAACCGACCCCAGACCGAUCAAACAAUUAAGUUACAUUCAAUAACAUACCAGCUAGUGGUUUGGAUUCGGUUAUGUUGGUGUGAGACUGAGAAAAGGAAUGAGACAAGAGGAGAGAUAUAGAAAGAAAGGAAACUUUGCUCUAUAAUACUAGAGAACUAGAAAAAAGCAGCAGUAAGAGAAAGGGAGAGAGAAAGGGAAAAGAGAAUAAAGAUAAGGGAUAGAGAGAUAAUGAGGGGGAGAAAGGGAGAGAGAAGAAAAAAAUGACAGGGAGGGGAAAAAUAGAGGGGGAGAGGGAGAGAGGGAGGGAUGAACUAAAUUCCUUUCCCAAUAUUUGUUAUGUAUCAUUCUGUAUAGUACAGGUUUCUGACUCAAAUUAAGUUGAUGAAAAAUAUGUAUUUUUUUUUCAUUUCUCACGUCUGCCAUAAUGUCCUUGUCUUAUUGCUAUACGGAAAAUGGAACUGUGAGACAAAUUAACAGGUUUAAACCAUUAAACACAAAUCUAUCAGUUUAUGUUUCUAAUGUAAUGGUGCUUAAAUGCAAUAACUUUCUCUGUGUACGAACCUACUAAAAUAUGUUUGAUAUGAAACGUUAGAAUUCGAUAGAGGUGUUGUGUGAGAUGCAGGCUUGUGGGCUUUUAUUUUCCUUCGUGCCGUCAUUAAAAAUCAAGUACAAUUACACUUUUUGUUAAUUUGUGGACGAAAUUCUAGGCCUUGUUUGAGGUUAUACAGUCAUGUAUUACGAUAUUGAGAAGAUGUGCAUAUCAUUACCGUUGUACUUACGUUCUAUUGUAUUUGUGUUGUCACGGUGUUAUAAGUCACGGACAGACGUGAGGUUGUCGAAGAGGAAAGCAUAAUUUCUUUGAAGCUAUCAUAAUUUCUCGUCUGAUAUCAUUUAUUUCCCUCAAAUUUGAGUUUGAUCACAAUUAUUAUUUGAUAUUUCAUUUUUUUGCCAAUAUAAUACCCGCCAAAAUGUAGCAACACAAUCUUGCCUCUAUCGCGUUUCUGUAUAACCUAUAUAGAGCUCUAUUUACGAGUAAGCUAAUAUUGUAGUCAUGAUGAUAAUCUAUGACGUACAACACAACGAAUUAAUCAUGACAUUUUAUUACUUACCUUCUGUAAAAUAUCAACGUUGUAUACAUAAAAGUUGUGAAUAUACGAUUAAAAUUACACGUAUUUUUCC
Lytechinus pictus (painted urchin) is the source of this 9226-nucleotide messenger RNA. Its product is annotated as tyramine/octopamine receptor-like. Bases 2819 to 4057 code for a protein of 412 amino acids. The record is from RefSeq and is a predicted model, not a curated record. Gene Ontology annotation, cellular component: plasma membrane. Gene Ontology annotation, molecular function: G protein-coupled receptor activity. NCBI's taxonomy places the organism in Eukaryota, Metazoa, Echinodermata, Echinoidea, Temnopleuroida, Toxopneustidae. The transcript has a single exon. Gene Ontology annotation, biological process: adenylate cyclase-activating adrenergic receptor signaling pathway.